Molecule: messenger RNA, 4830 nt
Organism: Phycodurus eques (leafy seadragon)
Lineage: Eukaryota; Metazoa; Chordata; Actinopteri; Syngnathiformes; Syngnathidae
Gene: slc6a2
Product: solute carrier family 6 member 2
Exons: 15
Coding region: 161-2038 (625 amino acids)
Biological process (GO): sodium ion transmembrane transport; dopamine uptake involved in synaptic transmission
Cellular component (GO): presynaptic membrane; neuron projection; neuronal cell body membrane
Molecular function (GO): norepinephrine:sodium symporter activity; dopamine:sodium symporter activity
Source: RefSeq, a predicted model, not a curated record
GCCAGCUCCCUUCAGACGCAUCUGGAGCAGAGUGGCACCGGGUCACGGAGACGUGUACUUGAACGUCACCAGCCCAUGUAGGCGAAGGUGUCACCGGCUCUUUUUCUGGUGGAGAGCACCCGCCCGCUCGCGUGGACCGUGAGAGCGCACCCCUCCAAAAAUGAACAUCCAAGUCGUGCCCGAGCACAAGCUCUCGUCGGUUGCCCCGCUCAAACAAUGCAACGUGGAGAAAAAGGAGGUCGAGCUCUUGUUGGUUAAGGACCAGAACGGGGUGCAGUACACCAGCUCGUCCAUCGCCCCCACGCCCAGCCGAUACGCGGGGCCGCACGGGUCCAACUCCGAGGAGGAGCGGGAGUUGUGGGGCAAGAAAAUUGACUUUCUGCUCUCGGUCAUCGGCUUCGCGGUUGACUUAGCCAAUGUUUGGAGAUUCCCUUACCUGUGCUACAAAAAUGGAGGGGGAGCCUUUUUGAUUCCCUACAUUCUUUUCUUGGUCAUCGCGGGGAUGCCAUUGUUCUACAUGGAACUGGCCCUGGGCCAGUACACCAGGGAGGGGGCAGCCACUGUGUGGAAGAUCUGCCCCAUCUUUAAAGGCGUGGGCUACACAGUGAUCGUCAUCGCCCUUUACGUGGGAUUCUACUACAACGUCAUCAUUGCUUGGUCACUCUACUACCUGUUCUCCUCAAUGACCCGCAAGCUGCCAUGGCUCGAAUGUGACAACCCCUGGAACAGCCCCAACUGCACUGACCCCAAGGCAAUCAAUGGCUCCGUCCUGGGAAAUGGUACCUCUUACGCCAAGUACAAGAUCACCCCAGCGGCAGAGUACUACGAACGCGGUGUGCUCCACCUCCACAAGAGCAGAGGCAUUGAGGACCUGGGCCUCCCCCGCUGGGAGCUGUCAUUGUGCCUUGUUGUGGUGGUCUUCAUCCUCUACUUCAGCCUGUGGAAGGGUGUCAAAUCCUCAGGGAAGGUGGUGUACAUCACAGCCACCAUGCCCUACGUGGUCCUGUUUGUGCUGCUCAUUCGAGGAAUCACCCUGCCAGGGUCCAUGGAUGGCAUCCGGGCCUACCUGCACAUCGACUUUAAGAGGCUCAACAAUCUGGAGGUGUGGAUCGAUGCAGCCACCCAGAUAUUUUACUCCCUUGGAGCAGGAUUUGGGGUGCUCAUUGCCUUUGCUAGCUAUAACAAAUUUGACAACAACUGCUACAGGGAUGCUCUGUUGACCAGCACUGUGAACUGCGUCACUAGUUUCUUCUCAGGGUUUGCCAUCUUCUCUGUGCUGGGCUACAUGGCGUACAAACAUGGGGUGAAAAUCGAAGACGUCGCGACGGAGGGGGCAGGAUUGGUGUUCAUCAUCUACCCAGAGGCCAUUUCUACCCUUCCGGGCUCAACGUUUUGGGCUAUUGUGUUCUUCAUCAUGCUGCUGACUCUCGGCAUCGACAGUUCGAUGGGCGGCAUGGAGGCUGUCCUCACAGGCCUGACGGAUGACUUCAAGAUCCUCAAGAGAAACAGGAAGCUGUUCACCUUCGCCACAGCCUUUGGCACCUUCCUGUUUGCACUGCUCUGUGUUACUAAUGGCGGAAUCUACGUGCUGACUCUGUUGGACAAGUACGCUGCCGGGACAUCCAUUCUCUUUGCAGUGCUGAUCGAGGCCAUCGGCGUGUCGUGGUUUUACGGCGUGGAUCGCUUCAGCGAAGAUAUUGAGCGGAUGAUGGGCUUCAAGCCAGGACUUUACUGGAGGCUGUGCUGGAAAUUUGUCAGCCCUGCUUUUCUUUUGUUUGUGGUCAUCGCCAGCACCGUGACCUCGUCCGGCCUCAAGUAUGAUGAAUAUGUCUUUCCACAUUGGUCCAACGUGUUGGGAUGGGGCGUGGCCAUGUCCUCCAUGCUGUUUGUGCCCGUCUACGCUGUGUACAAGUUCUGCAGUGUGCCAGGAACUUUCAGAGAGAAAAUAGCCUAUUGCAUCACUCCCGAACAUGAACAUCACUUGGUGGCGGAGGGAAACAUACGGCAGUUUAAACUCAGGCACUGGUUGGCCAUUUGAUGAAUACCCCAAGAAUCCUGUCAUCCAUCCUUGCCAUCCCAAGACAAGAGGGGCCUUUUUUAAAGCAGCUGCAUCACUCUUGUUACUUAGCAAGGCUUUUUUUUAUUGUCAAGCACUUGAUAUCAAAAUAGUCUACAAGUAGUUUCACGUCAUUAGAUACAUGUACUUGUCAAUGAAAAUGUGUAGUAUUGCAUUCAUUCGACUCAACUUCAACAAUGUUGACUGUUAUCUGCUGCAAGGCACUGUAUCAAAACCAAAAGUUGACACACAUGACACACUUUUUAUUUUUUGUAGGUCUUAUGAAUGUUAUUGUUGCUCUUAUUUAAGUGACCAUAUUUCCUGUUUUGUUGGCUUAUCGGUGCCUUAAUCAAGUGAGACACUCUUUAUUUUUUACAGCGCGUUUCAGAAGAGGUAAAAAAAAAAAAAAAGUAGUUAAAAUGAACCGUAUUGACUCAGGAAGCCGCGGCAUAUACAGUAUAAAUAUAUAUAAAACCACAGUUUGUGGAUAGCAAUCUCUCUCUGUCAUCGUUAAUGAUCCUAUAGGGCCAAACAGGUCGCCUUUUUUUGUGUCAUACUGAAUUACAAACACAAGGGAAAACAAAAUACUCAUGCAGAACUCCAAAGAGACAAGAAAAAAAUGCUUGAACGUGUGGUGAAAUUUCAGCAGCAGUGGUGGUAACUGUUUCAUGCUCUUUUGAACAAAGUGUUAGGGCCACAAUGAAACUAAAAGACUAUCUAUUCUUCGGGAUUAAGGUUGGUGUUUAUGAGAAAAUAGUUGUAAGGUUGCAAAAUACAGUAGAAAUGUUAUGAGGAAAAAGGUCAUAGUUUGUGAAUUCUUACAUCAAAUAUGACUUCUUUCCUUUGUGAAUAUUACUAUUCUUGUAAUAUUAUCAGUUGACUUCCUCAGGUUUUUUUCUUUUUCUCAUAUUGAAAAUAUUAUAUUAAAAAUACAAUUUUAUUCCCCAGAAAUAUGACUUUAUUCUCAUAUUCUUGUAAAAUAAACACUUUCCUCCAAGAAAAUAUGACUUCAUACAGGAAAAAAUAUGAAUUUAUUCUAAAAGAAAUCUUGAAAAAUACAACUAUUCUCAUAAAUUUAAUAUUACAGCUAUUUUUAUCUAGAAGAAUAUGACUUUAUUAUCAUAUUACUAAUUGCCUCGAACAAACAUAUUUUUAUCAACAAAAACAUUUGACUUUAUUCUCAAAACACUAAUUUUGUCAAGAAAAAUCUGCCAUUUUUCUCACAAUUUCUGAAAAAAAAAAUUAUCCAUGUAAAAGUAAUUGGUUUUUUUCUUGAAAGAGUCCAAUUUUAUUCUCAUAAUAUUGAGAUUUUUUUUUAUGUCGAAAAAAAAAUCUAUGUACGGUUUCUUUCCCCAAAAACCUUAUUCCAAUAAGAUUACCACUUUCAGUCUUGCAAAAAUACCACCUUUUUUUCUUAAUAUUAAAUUCACUAUUUUCUCAAAACAUACAAUUUAAUUCUCAUAAAAUCUAAACCUUUUACCUCGAAAAAAUAGGACUUUAUUUUCAGGUGAUUAGUUAAAACAAAAAUGCAUUUUUGCAAUAUUGUAACUUUAUUCUUGUAGCAUAAUUGUUGUUUUUUUAGUGCAGCCCUUACCCUCCUUUGUACUUUUAGUAAUGUUGCUGUGUGUGUUGUCCAAUGCCUAUGGGGCUUCAACAAGAGAGAGGCGAUUGUGUGUUUGGCUUUUUUUCCGUCAAGCAGGGUUUUUCCCAAACUGACCCAAUCUUACUUAAAUGCAUCAUGUAUUGCCCUAAUAUAAACAUCCUGUAUAGUGUACACAAAGUAAGGAUGACAAACAUUGCAUUAUUGUGACAAGAUGAGUCAUGAAUCAAAAUGAAACAAAAAAUGUGUGAUGAUUAAUUUAUAUGUAUCUUUUUUUAAAUUGUCGAACCCCCCACAAAAAAUGCCCAUUUUGGGCACCUGGUCCGCAGUCUGGAAACCCUCCUAUAAAGUAUGAUGGCCAUAUAAGUGCCACGAUGAAAAUUAAUCUGCCUUUUUUUUAAUUUUAAUUUAUUUUUUUACAUUGACUUGUAAACUUGACAGAAAGAAGUCACAGAGUUAAAAAAAAAUCCAAUUAUAUGUGGAAUAUAUAAGAUAUAAAAGUAUAUAUUCUUUUGUUAUAUCUAAUCUUGUAUUUAUCAAAUUGUUUAUAACAAAAUGUGAAUGUAAAGUAUUUCAAAUGUCCUUAACGUCAUAUGUGUGUUUGAUGUGUAGCUAUGAUUAUAAAGCCAAACUAUUUUUUAGCAUAAUCACGGGCGAAUUUGUCAUAAUGCAACAUGAAAAACUACACCCUGGCUUUCCUGGACUAACCAACCAACCAUUUUCUGAGCCGCUUAUCCUCACAAUGCUCACAGGAGUGCUGGAGCCUAUCCCAGCUAUCGUCGGGCAGGAGGCGGGGUACACCCUGAACUGGGUGCCAGCCAAUCGCAGGGCACAUAUAAACAAACAACCAUUCGCACUCACAUUCACACCUACGGGCAAUUUAGAGUCUUCAAUUAACCUGCCAUGCAUUUUUUGGGAUGUGGGAGGAAACCGGAGUGCCUGGAGAAAACCCACGCAGGCACGGGGAGAACAUGCAAACUCCACACAGGCGGGGCCAGGGAUUGAACCCCGGUCCUUAGAACUGUGAGGCAGAUGCUCUAACCAGUCGUCCACCGUGCCGCCGCUUUCCUGGACUAUGUUUACAAAAAUACUGUGUAUUAUAAUAAUAAUAAUAUCCUAUAAUGUCCUGUUGAACGUGAGUGGAAAAUAUCUAUGAAGAUGUAAUAAAGGUAUA